GUAAUGGCGAUCGCGAACGAUUAGUUCUGCUGCAAUUUGACAAGGCGAAUAAAUUUCCUGGCGCUGAUGAUAUUCAAACCGAACUUUUUCGAUGAUAAACCGUGGAGACCGCACACUGAUAUGACUCUCUGUCCUUGACAGAUUACCGGCAGGACCCGCCAAGUGUCGAGACCGCCUGCGGGCGCUUGCGCAAUUUCGCCGACUUGUAUUGGCCGUCGAGCGGGGUCAAAAGUCCUUUGCGGAUUCAUUGAUUAUACACUCGACGUUAUGCUAUAAUUGAAAUUCUUUUUAUUGGAAUUGUUCUGGCAACAAUACGUACGCGUAUUCGGAUCGAUAUUUCGUACAAUCUACUCCAUUCAUGAAGUCGAAACCGAAGCUCAGCUGUAUUUUGUUUCGCAUCGGGUCCAAUGGUCGCUGGACGUUCGUUCACGUGACUAUUGAAAAUGGCGGGAUCGUUGCGAGUUUAUUUGACGUUUCAUUCUCGCUAUUUUUUCCACCGAUGCGAAGCUUCGAUGGUUCUUAUCGUCACGACUAGGUGAAAUUUGAGGAAAUCCGUGGGCAUUGUCGAGUAAAUUAAAAUGCUAACACUGCAAUUCGGGCAGUGCGGAAAUCAAGUGGGUCACACGUUGUUUUCUAACAUUGCAUCGGAUUUGUAUUCCCAGAAUACCGGGCUGUCGAGUAAGCGCAACUCGGAAUACGCGCAAUCUGGAUUUGACAAAUGGUUCAAAGGGUUAUCCAAAAAUGGCAAACACCUGGCAAGGGCUGUUUUAAUCGAUACGGAGCAAAAAGUCAUACGCAGAAUAUGCAGCGACAGCGACUCAACGUGGGCUUACAGCCCUUCCAACGUCGUGAGCUGUCAUUCGGGUGGAGGAUCUGCAAAUAAUUGGGCAUACGGAUAUUCCACAAAGGGAUCCGAAUUGACGGGAGCUGCUCUCGAAGCGGUGAGACAAGAGAUAGAAAGGGUUGAUUCCUUGGAAGGAAUCCUGGCCCUUCUAAGCUCUGCCGGUGGUACGGGUUCAGGAGUCGGUAGUCAUGUCAUGGAGAUUAUUCGCGAUGAGUUUACAACUAAAACAAUUGCCACCGCAGUAGUAUUGCCAUACGCAUCUGGCGAGGUAUGCACCCAAAAUUACAACACUUUGUUGACUCUAGCUAAGCUGAACGAGGUCUCCGAUAUAAUUUUCAUGUUUGAGAACGAUCAGAUCCACAGUAUCUGCGAGAGCCUCGUGAGAGCUCGGAACACAAGUUUGAACGACUUGAAUAACAUUAUCGGUUGCAAGCUGGCUUCGGUCUUGCAGCCUGUUUCUGAAACUACGAAUAUUCUGUCGUCGAUCGCUGGCCAAAUAACCCCUCACCCCCAAUACAAAUUAGCAGCUAUCAAAACCUCACCGCUAGCUACUUCUGCUCUCUCGACAUACGACAGCGGUUACAAGUGGCAUUCUAUCGUCGGACAUCUCAAACAGAUGCUGCGAAUACCUGCGCUCGACCUAAAAUUGACAGACGUGGAAACAAAGAUGCCAUCAAACUCCGUACCUUCCAAACCGACGUGUGCUUACUCUACAUCUGUAUCGAACAUGUUGAUCACACGAGGUGCUUCUACGGAAAAUGAUCCCAUACUUGCCACAGAAUUGUCCGGUGGAGAACUGUACGCAGACUUCGUUCCGAGUUCCCAGAGGUUCUCCACGUUGCAUCAGCCACGAAGACUUCUUGGCAGGGACAAAUUUUCAUCUCUCGUUACUAACAACUCCCAAUUGCAUCUGCCGGUCAACCUGGUCGUCGAGAGGGCCUGGAACAGUUACGUACAUUCAGCGUAUUUGCACCAGUACAAAGAGCACGGUGUGGGCGAAGAUGACUUUUUGCAAGCCUUCGCCAAAGUCGAAAAUUUAGUUAAAGUUUACAAAGAACUGAAUAUCGAGGAAAUCUCUCCUUGAGCGCAGGGAACCCUUGCUUCGGUUGAAACUUAAGUGGGGGAAAAAAAGAACUUUGAUCAUAGGAAAAGUCGAUGUGUAAAUUCUGUAAAAUAAACUUUUUGAUACGUUCAAUUAUUUCCUCAUUUUUCGCCGAUGAUAAGGCAACAUCGAAACCUGUGUAUGUCGAACGUCGGCGGAGAUAAGGUAAAAAAUGAAACGGUAAACUAUCGGGUUUCCGUCUGGCAAAUGUUCGAUCGCAAUUUUAGGGGGGAAAAUUAAUCGCGACGAAAACAAGAUAGCUCGACCGCAACCGCCUGCAUGGAAAAAUAUAUCGAUGAUUAUUUCGAACGCGUGCCGAAACGCCGAAAACCGGAUCUAAGAAUCCUGUUUUUUGAUAUUUUUCCUUAUCCCUGGAACAUACGUUAUCCGAAUUUUGAGUGUGAUGCAAUAUUUCAGCAAUACGGAUUGAUUUUCCAAACAAAACCACGAGAUUUCGGUCCGGGGGACAGCGAAAGAGAUCCUUGUUUUUGUUUUUCAUUUGCCAGUAACCGAAGCUCCGCGAUGACGUGGACGUCGUCGGUUACGUUAAUCAAACGAUGCGGUAAUUCGCGGUUACGCAGCGUUCCUGUUGUUA
Athalia rosae (coleseed sawfly) is the source of this 2541-nucleotide messenger RNA. RefSeq names its product tubulin delta chain-like. The coding region runs from base 579 to 1928 and encodes 449 amino acids. Gene Ontology annotation, biological process: microtubule cytoskeleton organization; mitotic cell cycle. The transcript has a single exon. Gene Ontology annotation, molecular function: GTP binding; structural constituent of cytoskeleton. Lineage: Eukaryota; Metazoa; Arthropoda; Insecta; Hymenoptera; Athaliidae. Gene Ontology annotation, cellular component: cytoplasm; microtubule. The record is from RefSeq and is a predicted model, not a curated record.